GGCAGACGGCAGAGACGGAUGGGUAGAGCGGCCGCCUUCGUCUGCGCGAGGCCUCUCUGCGCAACUCAGGCUUUAGGGCUCUGUGGUUUAGCUGCGGCGGUUGGUCGGCUGGGAGAAGCCUGGCAAGCGGAGUUGUUAUGGCGGGCAAGGAAGAGGCCGGGGACGCGGAGAAGUCUUUUAAGCUACUGGGAAUACUUGACGUCAGAAAUGUCCCUUGUGCUCGAGAAUCAGUGCUCUAUGGCUCAUUGGGUGGUCUAACUGUGGGUCUUGGACACUUUUUGGCAACUAGCAGAGUGAGACGAUCCUGUGACUUUGGAGUGGGAGGUUUUAUCCUGUCAACAUUAGGAUGUUGGGUCUAUUGUAGAUACAAUAAUGCAAAACUAAGGAUUCAGCAACGAAUGGUUCAAGAAGGGAUGAAAAAGAAAAUUUUGUAUGAAAGCACCCAGUUUGAUCCAGAGAAAGAGAGAAGUGAAGAAAGCCGUUCUUGAAACACUUGGUUGUGAACAAUAUGAGCCAUAGCUCAUUUGCCGAGCAUUAGGAAACAGUUCAAUUGACUGCCCUAAAACUCCAGAUUGUAUUUUUCAUGUAUUCUCACAUUCAAAUCAAGGGUGAAGCAUAUGUAAUCUGAUUUACUUUCCUUGGGGAAGCGGCAGUGGAUGACACUUGAU
Messenger RNA from Zootoca vivipara (common lizard), 668 nucleotides. It is a transcript of the gene COX20, whose product is annotated as cytochrome c oxidase assembly factor COX20. NCBI's taxonomy places the organism in Eukaryota, Metazoa, Chordata, Lepidosauria, Squamata, Lacertidae. Gene Ontology annotation, biological process: mitochondrial respiratory chain complex IV assembly. Gene Ontology annotation, cellular component: mitochondrial inner membrane; mitochondrion. The record is from RefSeq and is a predicted model, not a curated record.